Xenia sp. Carnegie-2017 is the source of this 1957-nucleotide messenger RNA. RefSeq names its product sialate O-acetylesterase-like. Lineage: Eukaryota; Metazoa; Cnidaria; Anthozoa; Malacalcyonacea; Xeniidae. Gene Ontology annotation, biological process: carbohydrate metabolic process. Bases 47 to 1627 code for a protein of 526 amino acids. The record is from RefSeq and is a predicted model, not a curated record. The transcript is spliced from 7 exons. Gene Ontology annotation, molecular function: sialate O-acetylesterase activity.
AAUUGCCCAGUCGUACAACCCAAUUGCUUGCUGGACACAGAGUAAUAUGGCCAAGUUUGGAAAUUACUUAUACGCAACUCUUUUAGUAUUUGCUGCUGCUUCUAUCACUUAUGCUUAUGUUGAAUUCCGUUUUUCUUCAAUCUAUGGUGAUCAUAUGGUGUUGCAGCAAGCACCAAAACAGGCAAUCGUGUGGGGUUAUGGUGAAAUUGGUCAGAGAGUGGUGCUGAGGCUUAGUAACAAAUCGUAUCAUGCACACGUCUCUUCGAGACAGGAAGGAAGGGAAGAAGUCGGAGUAUGGCAAGUUGCAUUACAACCAAUGAGAGCUGGAGGUCCAUAUCGUAUUUCUGCUUAUUCAUAUGUAGAAGGAAGUCUAAAAAUUAUAACUUUGGAUGAUGUUUUAUUUGGAGAUGUUUGGAUUUGCAGUGGUCAGAGCAACAUGCAGUAUACACUGGACAUUUCAGAUGAUGGGGAUAGAGCAAUCAAUGAAUCAAUAAAUUAUCCCAACAUACGUGUAUUUACUUCUGGCCUUGAUUGCUCUAUGACUCCUCGAAAGGAGUUAAGAAGUAUAGUGUUGCCUUGGUCCAUUCCUUCACCAGAAACGUUAAAUGGGACCGCUGAUGGGAUAUUGUGGAGUUAUUUCUCUGCCGUAUGUUGGUAUUAUGGAGUGCACCUGUACAAAACGUUGAACUACCCAAUUGGCCUGAUUGCCAGCAGCUUUAGUGGAAGCCCUGUAGAAUCAUGGUCUUCACCAGAUGCCCUUUUAGAAUGUGGAUGGAAUGGGCAUGUCUUAAUUUCUCCACCAAUAUUACUUCUUGGACCACAAGGUUACCCUGACAUUGGAAGCUUCACUCUAUAUAGUUGUAUGUGGAAUGCCAUGAUUGUUCCGUUUCUCAAUAUGACAAUCUACGGUUCCAUAUUUUAUCAAGGAGAGACAAAUGCUUUAGCCCGAGAGUUUAAUGUGUUGCCAUAUAACUGUACAUUUCCUGCUAUGAUAAAUGAUUGGAGAGCAAAAUGGUACGCUUCUACACAACAUAACACUGACCCAGAGUUUCCCUUUGGUUUUGUACAGUUGUCUGCUGUUGGUCAAAGUAUAGGAAGUAACCAAUUUAACUUUGCUCCAUUACGUUGGGACCAGACAGCAGAGAAGGGCUACGCUCCCAAUGCACAACUGCAGAAAACUUUUAUGGCUGUAGCAAUGGACUUGGGAAAUCCUUUAUCGCCACACUUCAGCAUUCAUCCUACUGACAAAGAAAAUAUUGGCUAUCGCUUGGGGUUAUCAGGUCUUUCAUUAGCUUACGGUAGAGAAAGGUACUACACUGGACCGCUCGUAUCAGAAAUCAAGAAGAUUGCAACCGAACAUGACACGCUUCUUGUAGUAAAUUACGAAUCAGUGAACAUAAAUAUUGAAGUACGGAACAGCACAGGCUUUGAAGUCAAUUGUCAUGGUAACUGGACAGCGUCACCAAUUGUGUACAAUAGCAGCACAUCUGUGUUUAUACUGUCCCGUUGUAAUCCUGACAAAGUCAGAUAUGCUUGGUCUGACUAUCCCUGCGAGAGACUAAAGUGUGCUGUUUACAGUGGAGGACUACCUUCUCCACCAUUUAUUAUGGAUGGUCCUUUUUCUUAAAAUAAAAACUUAAAUGACUGUUAUGACGUAUUAUCAACUUUCUUUAGUUAGCAUUCAUUUUUCAUUCCUUACAGUUGGUCUUUUUCCUUGAAAUAAAAACUGAAAAAAUUAAUUCUUGCCCUUCGAAAAUUAAUAAAUAUUUUUAUGAAGACGACCAUAUUUUUCAGUUUUAUAUUUUUUAAACAUAGUCCUGUUUCGACUUAAAUACAAGCUAUAUUCAGUGCAAAAGCAUACGCUAUUUACAGUGUUGUAUAUAUAACAUAGAAGUAUGUUACAAAUGAGGCGAUACUCAAUGAUUAGAUUAAUUACAUUAUAGAUCGUCCAGGCUGG